This is a messenger RNA of Stereum hirsutum FP-91666 SS1, 702 nucleotides long. RefSeq lists its product as uncharacterized. Gene Ontology annotation, cellular component: mitochondrial small ribosomal subunit. The record is from RefSeq and is a predicted model, not a curated record. Gene Ontology annotation, molecular function: structural constituent of ribosome. The coding region runs from base 1 to 702 and encodes 233 amino acids. Lineage: Eukaryota; Fungi; Basidiomycota; Agaricomycetes; Russulales; Stereaceae. Gene Ontology annotation, biological process: mitochondrial translation. The transcript has 3 exons.
AUGUUGGAAGAGCUUCAGUCGCACCAGGACGAGGGAACAAGAGAAGGAGAGGACGAUACUACGUCCGCUGGACAUCUCAUGAUCAUGCGACAGCGCGAAAAGCUCACUUACAUGCGUCUCAUAGACCACGAGAUGCCCAAACUUGUUGCCUUCCGAAAACCUUUUGUUCCUCCAACAUCCGAAGCUCCCGUUUCCGUUCGAUCCAUCACUUACCUCGGAGAAGACCACCCAGCUGCCAACAAACGUGUCCUGACUGUUCCCGUAGCGCACUUACCGCUAAAUGACGACAAGGCCGUCCAUAAACUCAAGCUGCUCGCUGGUCCUCGCUGGUCACCGUCUCCUCCCAAAGACGGUGGGUUCCGAAAAGGGGAGGCAGGGAAGGAGGGAUAUGUGAAGAUCGCAUGCGAGGAGUUCCCACAACCGAACAUGAACUUGAAGUGGGCGAGCGAUACUCUGGACAGAUUGGUAGCGGAGGCAAACGACUCGUCAGAUACGUUCGCCGAUGUUCCCCUGGAUCUACGCCAUAUAGACGCGAAGGCGAUGAAGGCAGGGAAGGGAAAGUUCAAGAGAGAUCUGGCAGGUGGGAGAGUGCGAUCCGAGACGCCACCCUCUAUCAGAGACUUCCCAAAAUCAUGGCUGCCCAAGCUGCCGAAGCAGGGAUCACCAUCCACACCAUCCACACCAUCUCCUAGUUUGCAGUAG